Molecule: messenger RNA, 237 nt
Organism: Soboliphyme baturini
Lineage: Eukaryota; Metazoa; Nematoda; Enoplea; Dioctophymatida; Soboliphymatidae
Source: the annotation of a GenBank genome assembly
AUGCACGCUCAGACCGGUGACGGGGUUCUGGUAGAACCCAGCCUCGAAGAGAGAAUCACUGAUUUGAAUCCUGUCAGCGGAGGGGAGGUAAUCCGUCGGCUGAAGCUACAACAGGCUAAAGCGUUUACUCUGGAAAUACAGUGUGCUCUGUACGAAGUGCCGAAUACGGAGUCCCUCAUACUCAUGAACGAUUUUAAUGCGAAGUCGGAGUACACGCUGAAAAGUGGAACGGCGUGA